AUGAACUCGACUGCAGUGCAAUUCAGUCCUGUCAAGGAUGGACGUCGAAUCCUCGGCGAGAAGGACUCCAACGCGUGUCUGUCUCCAGCCCACACCAAAUCCCCAUUCCCUGCCAUGGGGACACCCAUGAAGCGGGCGGCCAUGCCCACCUCGCCCCGAAAACUCCUCCCACCUCCGGUAUUUGCGGGCCAAAAACGGACCAGGGACCAGGUCGACGAGCCAGAAGCGAAUGAGGAGCCCAUUCGCUUGCCAGAAUUCUCCCCGCAGCCUCCCCAAUCUCCAGUCCACGAUGUACACAGCCAGCAACACAAAACCUCCGACGCGACAGACUCUCAUAUCCCAACACCACAAAACUCACAGCCCGAACGCGACGAGACACAAGAUACGGAAACCGAAUCCUUCGGUCCCCGCACACCAGAGCAGACGCGCAGUGUGCCCGAGGACUCUGACGCGCGCAAAAUGUUCAUUCAAGAAAAAGCUACGCUCCUCCGCUCAAGGCUACAAAGCGCAAUGCGCAAUGUGACCGACCACCAAUUCGACCGCCGGGUCUCCGAUCUCGAGGCCCAUAGCCGCAAAUGCCCCCGGCUUUCAUUCUCCGCCCUCUCCACACCACCUCUCUCCUCGCGCAAACAAUUCACCUCCUUCCCCUCAUCCCAAUUGAAGACCCCUCGGGUCGGCACCGCAGGCUUCACCUCCACACCCCUCCACAGCACCCCCGAUCUCCCAGGCCGACCAUCCCCAUUGUCUUCCAGCGUGGUCCAACCCCGCACGAAGAAACACACCCGCACACCACCCCGUCAUCUUGGAUCCCCCAUGCAGCUCAGCAGUCCCCCGGCGACGGUGUCCCGGCACGAACCAGAAAGGCCAUCGAGCAUGGGACCGAGAGCGGAGUUGAUGGACGGUUAUAUCUCGCCGUCGCAGCGCGGGGACGCGGUGGACGGGUUACUCAAGCUCAUGAGUACGGCCGGGAACCAGAGCUCAGAUGCCUGGACGGGGUGA
Penicillium olsonii is the source of this 999-nucleotide messenger RNA. The record is from the annotation of a GenBank genome assembly. Lineage: Eukaryota; Fungi; Ascomycota; Eurotiomycetes; Eurotiales; Aspergillaceae.